Molecule: messenger RNA, 1291 nt
Organism: Sinocyclocheilus rhinocerous
Lineage: Eukaryota; Metazoa; Chordata; Actinopteri; Cypriniformes; Cyprinidae
Product: RING finger protein 223-like
Exons: 4
Coding region: 147-626 (159 amino acids)
Biological process (GO): protein ubiquitination
Molecular function (GO): ubiquitin protein ligase activity
Source: RefSeq, a predicted model, not a curated record
GAGUUCAUCUCCUGACAAAUAUCUGUAACAGUCCAUACAGAGAACUGGAUUAGGAGUCAUUUUACUAGUACGCUAAACAAUUUCCAGAAGACUGAACUACACCAACAUCAGAUCAUCAGAUCAAACAUCAGUUCCAGUGUUCAGCCAUGGUGCUGUUUGAGGAUCAGGAAUGUGGGGUCUGUUACCUGCGUUACUCCCGCAUCGACCGCGUUCCCAGAACUCUCCACUGCAACCACACAUUCUGCACCCCCUGUUUGGAGACAAUGGGGCUGCAUUACAGCGGCCUGCGCACCAUUCGCUGUCCCCUCUGUCGCCAGGUGACUUGUGUGGACCGUGGGCUCAGCUUGCAGGAGGCUCUUUUUGUCAAUAGCCAAGUGUGGGACAACAUUUGCGAUGAGCAAGAGGAGGAAGAGGACGAGAGAGAACAGGGGGAAAACGCUAAUAUGCAGGUGCUGCCCUCAUCACAGGCUGAAUGUCCAGUGCGAAAACAACACAGACCCAAACUCCGACUCCCGUCUUUCCUGAAGAGAAUGAGUUUUUCCAGGCACCCCGAAGAGAGGAUUGUUCCCACCUGCAAUGUAGAAAUGAUGUCAUGGAGAAGGAUUUCAUCAGAAGAGAUUUUUUGAAAAGUGCGACAGACACCAGGGCAUAAACAAGGGAUUAGCAAUACAAACAAUAGACUUUCACCGUCUGUUUUGCUUCUGCCAUUAAAGGUGUAUGCCAUGUGCUAACUACGUCUGGCGUACUGAAAAAGCGGGAGCAACAGUCAGUCCUGGACAAGGUUGUUUAAACAAAUCCAAUCCCCUCCAUGUGCUUCUGCGACUGCAUUUUCCACUUGAAUAGCCACAAGUCCGAAUCCUGCUCCUCCAUCUGAGGGGAACUUCUCAUUAGAUAUUCCACCCUUAAUCCGUCCCAGCUGCUGAGGCCGGAUUUGCUUCAGCUGUCCCGAGAGACAGAGGGUCCCAGAUGCGAAACAAGACUUUCAGAACAGAUGGCAUCUUGUGAAAGAUUCUGAUCACCCCCACAUCUCAAAUGGACUCUUUUAAGUUAUUUUAAGCUUUGUUAUUUAUAUAACUUAUAAAUAAUUGUAAAUUAAAAAAUCUGAUUGCUAAAUGUUGUUGGUUUCUUUUUGAAUAGUACAUCCUGACGUCCUGUUUUACAUGCCUAUCUAGAGCAGAGGGGGUUCAAACUUUUUGAUACAAAGACCCCGAAUAUGACAUUACCCUUCUGAGGGAUCUCUGUUUCCAAAGAAAAAAUAAUCAACUUUUUUUAUAUUAUCAUUGUGCUUGAA